Molecule: messenger RNA, 267 nt
Organism: Penicillium hordei
Lineage: Eukaryota; Fungi; Ascomycota; Eurotiomycetes; Eurotiales; Aspergillaceae
Exons: 2
Coding region: 1-267 (88 amino acids)
Source: RefSeq, a predicted model, not a curated record
AUGGCGCGUAUCGAUACUCAGCCGCUUGAAGACUCUCUUUUCAAGGUCAUUGGCAAAUUUAUGCACUAUCACGCUGUAUCACGCGAGUUAGUGGACGCAGCCUCCGAGACUAUCCAUACCUUAUCGCUGGCGCUGAACAAUAUCAAACUAUCCACUCAAGAAGAAUUGCGACCUCCCUAUAUCAUCAACCAACUGAAAGACUCACUUGAUUGGAUAAAACGGCGCAUAUGCAUGGCGAAUUAUAUCCUCGCUUCGUUGAUUGCAUAG